GGCUAGGUAUAAAAGCAAACUUCAUAGACACAUUUGUCAGUUAGUUCAAGCUGCUGCAUUGCUACGCAUCUACCUGUAGUUCGUCGUUACCUAGUCGCUCUCCACUCUCCACUUUUAAAAUGAAACUGCUAAUCACGCUGUUGCUCCUUGGAGUGGUGCUGGUUGCCGCCGAAGAGAAAUAUACCACGAAAUAUGAUAACUUGGAUGUGGAUGAAAUUUUGAAAUCGGAUCGACUCUUCACCAACUAUUUCAAAUGUCUGAUUGAGACUGGCAAAUGCACACCCGAAGGCCGGGAGCUGAAGAAGUCCCUGCCGGACGCCUUGAAAACAGAAUGCAGCAAGUGCAGCGAGAAGCAGAGGUCCAACACUGAUAAAGUCAUUCGGUUCAUCAUCGAUAACAAGCCGGAGGAGUGGAAGCAGCUUCAAGUCAAGUUCGAUCCCGAGGAUAUUUACAUCAAGCGCUACCGUGCACAGGCAACAGACGCUGGAAUCAAGAUCUAAUUCUAUUGCCAAAACGGAAUCGUGAUCUGCAUGCAUAAUUCUAUUGCCAAAAAAUCUAUAAUUGUUGUUAUCUGUUAUUAUAUGUCUAUCCGCUCAUCAAAUUUGUAUAUCUUUCGAUCGUACGCUGAAUAAAGAGAUUCAUUUUGUA
Drosophila obscura is the source of this 648-nucleotide messenger RNA. RefSeq names its product ejaculatory bulb-specific protein 3 (gene EbpIII). The coding region runs from base 120 to 500 and encodes 126 amino acids. The transcript is spliced from 2 exons. The record is from RefSeq and is a predicted model, not a curated record. NCBI's taxonomy places the organism in Eukaryota, Metazoa, Arthropoda, Insecta, Diptera, Drosophilidae.